GUCUAUGGAUGGUUUUCUUCCAAUCUUCCAUACAACAUGAAAGAUCAUUCCUAGGUACUUUAGUCGUGUUGAAAAUAUUUAUCGUAUUGUGAAUUUACUGUGUAAUUAUAAACGUUUACUUGUUUUCAAAAUAGUUCCAGUGACAGCUAUUGACCUCCGAUUGUUUAACUAGUUUGGUUUCUAUAACUAGCUGGCAGUGAUACAAUUAUAUGUCUACAGUGAUACGCAUGCAAGAUUUGGAAUACGGUGGUCAUUAUUAAAAUACCUAUUUUCUACAGAAUCAGACGCUUCUAUUCUCGUGUUAUAUAUAUCAAUUACCGCGAUGUGAUCGAAACCCAGCCGAUGACGACAACAUAUGCACACUACAUCUUCAUCGUAGUUAGUGCGAUGUUGUAAAUUGUGUUAUAUUUUGAUAACUUGCCCUGCCGCUUACCAUUAGCAAAAUGGAAGACGACGGUGAUGAUAAAGAUGACUCCAAAAGGAGGACUAGGAACAUGAGUGAGAAGAAAAGGCGAGACCAGUUUAAUCUCCUAGUCAAUGAACUGAGCAGUAUGGUGUCUUCAAAUAAUCGGAAGAUGGACAAAUCUACAGUUUUAAAAUCAACUAUAUCAUUUCUGAAAAACCACAAUGAAAUAACAGUUAGAUCAAGAGUCCAUGACGUACAGGAAGACUGGAAACCGGCAUUUUUGUCAAAUGAAGAAUUUACAUAUUUAGUUUUGGAAGCACUUGAGGGCUUUGUGAUGGUUCUCUCUGCUAGCGGGCAUGUUUAUUAUGUAUCGGAGAGCAUAACAUCAUUACUGGGCCACAAUAUGAGUGACGUGGUGAACAAAAGCAUCUUUGAUUUAGCUUUUGAGGAUGAUCACCCAAACUUGUACAAUAUACUUCAGGGUCCCGGUACAGCAGUAGACACAAUACGAAGAGGAAGCCAAGAUAACGAGAUAAGGUUCCAGUGUCACCUGAGACGCGGCACUUUGGACUUCAGAGACGAAAGCACGUACGAACUGGUAGAGUUCAGCGGACACUUUCGUACCAACACAGAGCCGCUGGAUAAUGAAGACUUGCCUUAUAGAGCGGAUCACGAAUCCAGAUUAUUCGUGUGCACGGGGCGCCUGCACACGCCGCAGCUGAUCCGCGACGUGUCGCUGGUGGACUCGAACCGCAACGAGUUCACCUCGCGCCACAGUUUCGAGUGGAAGUUCCUGUUCCUCGACCACCGCGCGCCGCCUAUCAUCGGCUAUCUGCCCUUUGAGGUGCUAGGCACCUCCGGCUACGAUUAUUACCACUUUGACGAUCUAGAGAAGGUUGUCAAUUGCCACGAAGCUCUCAUGCAAAAAGGAGAACUAACGUCUUGCUACUACCGGUUCCUGACCAAAGGCCAACAAUGGAUUUGGUUGCAGUCACGGUUUUACAUUACCUACCAUCAAUGGAAUUCGAAACCAGAAUUCGUAGUCUGUACUCAUCGUGUUGUAAAUUACGCCGACGUAGCAAAAAGCGGUAAACAAGAAGCUGUCGAGGCGGAGCCGGCAGUGCAGGAGGUGCUUCCCGAGGAGCCGAAGGAGAGCAAAGCGGAGAAGCCGCCCGAGGAGCCGGUCGCGGACAUGUCCCCCACGUACAUGUCCGAGCCGUGCGACUCCUACACCGCUUCCUACUCUGCCGUGUCGCGGCCGGCGUCAGUGAAGUCGGCGUCAGGCAGUUCGACGGGCACGACGGCGACGACGGGCGCGCCGUCGGUGUACACGCAGUGGCCGCGCGCGUGCACGCGCUACGCCAGCUCCGAUUCGUCGCGCUACGCGUCCGCCGAGCCGAGCCGGUACGCGCCCGGCUGCGACGCCGGCUCGCUCUCCGGCGACUCGCGCUCCUCGCAGCGGAACACUACGCCUCGCACGAAGCGUGCGUUACGAAAUACCGAGUUUGCCAGCCAUGGUGACGGUGGACUGAUGACGUUCCCGCAGCUCAAGAACGAGCCGAUGCUGGUGCCGCAGCGCGCGAUCGGCGCACAGUACCUGGAGCCGGCGCCGUACGUGGGCGCGGUGAGCGUGCCCGCGCCGAUGGUGUCGGUGGUGCCGGCGCUGCCCGGCAUGCUGCCGCUGUCGCUGCCCUCGCUGCCCGUCAUCGUCACGCCCGAUCAGGCGCAGAUGCAGUGGCCGUGGCAGGAGCAGCUGCAGCAGAAGCACGAGGAGUUGCAGCAGAUGAUCGUGCGCCAGCAGGAGGAGCUCCGCCAGGUCAAGGAGCAGUUGCUGCUGGCGCGCCUCGGCAUGCUCGAGCCCUUGCCCGCGGUGGCGAACCCAUACCUAAACAACGAGACCCAAAACCCGCCACGGCUGUCUGGCGAGCUGGUGUACGAGGAGGCGGACCGCGCGCUGGCCGUGGCGGGCUACCCGCCGCCCCCACCCCCGCCACACCCGCACCCGCCGCAGUGACUCCCCACACCCACCAGCCGGUAACCCACUAUGUUACCCUAGCUUGCCAGGUAAUGAAGCAACUGAUUUUAUUGUUAUGAUCACUUCUCAAAAAUACUUAACGUACCUAUAGUGGUCAUUCGAUUCGACGCCUUCAUGAUUAUGUUAGAUCGAGUAUGUCGAUUAGUAAGCCACUUGGAGGUUUUAAAGCGAUUACGAAAAUCGCCUUUGAUCUCCGCUACUCGAAGCAUACUCCCGACGGAGAUGUACUGCAUGUGUGCCAAUACCAAUGAAAAUGUAUGUGAUAUUUCGAUUUUGUAUUUACGACGCUUGUUUCAUAAUACUGUAGUAAAAAUAGUAAAAUUAUGAAGAGUUAUUAUUUUUUUUAUAUUAUACAUAUUUUAGUUCUCAUAGUCAUAAAGCUCACCCUGCUCAUGUAUGUUCUAAUUUGGGUCCUUAUAUACGAGAUAACAUAAGAUUUUAUUAGCAAAAAGAUAUAGUGCUAUUUCAAACAUGCCAUAAAACUGUUAUUAGGUGUAUUGCUAAUAUUUUUAAAUCAGCAGUAGUAUUAAUUUAGUAUUUUCAACGAAACGGUGGAGUUCUUAUUCUAUUUCGGUUAAGCGCCACAUCAAUGAAUUCGCUGUUUAUGAAGUAAAAAGUGACUUGUGUUGUUUAACUUUAGGGCUGCCGCAAACGCAACUAAAUUAAGAUAUGUACAGUCGAGUGUGCCAUGGAAAUCUUUUAGACAAAAUUAUAAAAUUUGUAUGAACUGACAGUAGUCAGAAACGCAUAUACAUAGGUUGAAACAGUCCAGUGGCUGCGGACAUAAGAGUGUACAAGACCGAGUUCAAUGAUUAGGGACCGCACACGGCGACUUUUUGCAGCAAUUCAGUAGCGAUGCAGUCACAAAAAGGCCGCGAUACAGUCUCGAUCCUGUCGCUAGUCAUAUGCUCGCACACGUAAACACGAUUCUGCAUAGCAACUAUCGCGAUACAGUCGCGAUAUAGUACCGAUACAGUCCUGAUGUAGAAUUCAGACGCGGCACCCCCCCGCCACUUUUCCCGUACCUGAUGUAGCGCGAAACAGUCGCGCGUUUGUAUCCCUACUGCGUCGCUUCUUCGUGCGUUGCAAAUGCGACAAGGGGCCACAUGCAGCGAUUCAGUCGCGCGUUCUCGAAACCCGUGUAUGGAUGGCUGCAAAAAGGCGCCGUGUC
Messenger RNA from Cydia splendana, 3612 nucleotides. RefSeq names its product circadian locomoter output cycles protein kaput (gene Clk). Gene Ontology annotation, biological process: circadian regulation of gene expression; regulation of transcription by RNA polymerase II. The transcript is spliced from 13 exons. Gene Ontology annotation, cellular component: cytoplasm; nucleus; CLOCK-BMAL transcription complex. NCBI's taxonomy places the organism in Eukaryota, Metazoa, Arthropoda, Insecta, Lepidoptera, Tortricidae. The record is from RefSeq and is a predicted model, not a curated record. The coding region runs from base 444 to 2420 and encodes 658 amino acids. Gene Ontology annotation, molecular function: protein dimerization activity; RNA polymerase II cis-regulatory region sequence-specific DNA binding; DNA-binding transcription factor activity, RNA polymerase II-specific.